CGCGAUACGCUUGAGGCUUCUCCCCCGUCUUAGACGCUCCAACAGGCUGUUUAUAUAGAGUGGGACAGACAUGAGAAGUUUUCACCUCCGCUGUUCGCUGGUCAAAGUAUGUCGGCAGAGGACCUGGAGACCGACGUGAAGGCGUCCGAGAGGAGUGUAGAGGGCGUUGUAACACCGGUGGCAGAUCAGCCGAGUAAAGGCAGCGCUUUAACAACCACGCGUGUGGAACUUUGGGCGUUCUAUGUGUACUACAUCGGGAAUAACGGCCUGUCUGGGUUCAACUUCGGGCCCUCCCAGUUCCAGAACCUACUCUAUUUGGCAGGCUACGAUCCGAGCCAUGCUCCUUUCACGGUGCCUUGCGGCUCGGAUUCAGGCUGUGUGCUUCCGUACCUCGGAGAAGUGCGAGAUGUGAAUGCUAUCGUGCUCCUGACGAACGGGAUCAGCUUCGCAUUACAAGCCGUCAUUCUACUUACCAUUGGGGCUUGGGCUGACUACGGCCAGUGGAGACCGAACAUCACGAUAUUCUUCACACUACUUGCUGUUGGUGUAUCGUUUGCGUGGUUAGGCGUUGAAGACCCGUCCCAGUGGAAAGCCGGAGUCGCAUUGUACAUCCUUGGACUCAUUGCGUACCAGUGCGCACUCACAUUUUGGACUGCCGCGUUCCCUGGGCUCGCUCGCGAUCUUCCCGAGGUCAAAGCAUCCACCGAGGAGGCGUCAGACGGCAGGAAAUCAUUAGAGGAGCAUGCCGACUACGAGUCUCUCGAGCGCAAUCGCAUCUCUAACGUCUCAUUUACCGUAUGCUCCGUUGGAGAAAUCAUCAUCCUAGCCGUCAUGGUCGGCAUCUUGAAGGGGAUCCAUUCUGAUGCGAGCACGGAGAACAACACGAAGGCGUUCAGCGUGCUGAUCGCAUUUUCAGGCGGUGUCUGGUUGCUUUGCGCGCUUCCAUGGUUCUUGCUUGAGCAACGUCGCCCAGGUCUAGCGUUGCCACCAGGCACUUCACUGAUCACCGUAGGUUUCAAGCAGACAUACGCCCUCUUAUGCGAAUGCUGGAAGCUGAAGCAGACGUUCCUCUAUCUUAUUUUCUAUUUCUUAAUGGGAGAUGUAUUGAAUACCACCGUGACCGUCAUCGGCACGCUACAAAAUAGCGUGGUAUCGUACUCGACGCUGCAGUUGACGUACCUCCUCAUCGUAGGUAUAGUCACGCAAGCUCUGGGAAUAUACUUGUUCUGGAUCGUGCAGAAGCGAUUCAACAUCUCUACAAAAGCCAUGCUCUGUUUUAACGUGUUCUGGAUCAUCAUCCUCACCGUGUGGGGCCUCAUUGGCAUACACACCGACAAGUUCGGAUUCAAGCACGUCUGGGAGAUAUGGCUCUACCAAGCAUAUUAUGGCCUGAUGGUAUGUCCAUGGUAUGCGUAUAGCCAAACCUUGAUCAGCGAGGUGUCUCCGCUGCCGCAAAUGUUCCUGUUCUUUGCCCUCUUUUCGGUAAUAGGGAAGACGUCCGCAUUCAUAGGCCCUUUUGUAUCGUCGGCGAUCAUCACUGCUUCGGGAAACAACGACAACUACCCGUUCGUUUUCCUCUUCACGCUCGGUUGUGUGAGCACUGUCUUCCUAUACUUCGUGGAUGUGGGGAAAAGCCGCGUGGAGUGCGAGGCAUUUGUAGCAGCCGAGGCAAAACGGGAAGCUUUCAGAGUGGAUGGGGGCGCGUCGGAACAGAUGGUAUGAAGGGCAAUGCACUCUUCAUGCAGACACACUGCGGAUAGCCGAAGGUCGCUCUCGCGUCCAUACUAGAACAGCAUAUUACACCAGAAGGGCACAAGCGAAAUGGCAGAGAAAGCUUAUUGUAUGCUGGAACUACACACGCCACAACAUCCUGAGAUCGAUCGACUCCCGAUCACGAAGUGGGCGAGAGAAGUUGU
Molecule: messenger RNA, 1916 nt
Organism: Fomitopsis serialis
Lineage: Eukaryota; Fungi; Basidiomycota; Agaricomycetes; Polyporales; Fomitopsidaceae
Product: MFS general substrate transporter
Exons: 18
Coding region: 109-1722 (537 amino acids)
Source: RefSeq, a predicted model, not a curated record